AUGUCGCUCGUACAGCCCCCUGUCCCAGAGCGCCGCCCCUCUAUGAACAUGGAGCUAGGGACCAACAAUCCAUUUCGCCAAAGACUUUCGACCCCCUCUCCCGGUGUUACCGACCCUUUCUCUUUCGGCCCUUCUGCUGGCAGGCCACAGUCUAGAAAUCCUUUUCUUGACGUAUUUGACGACAAUAACGAUCUUGAUCCAUUCCCAACUGACCGACCUGGCGCUCAUAAAUCUAACUCUUUUGACGCAACUUCCGCUACAAGACCUCAGCUUUCUCCACAGCUUCUAGGCGCUGCAGCAGAGCUUUUUGAGAAUCUUACUAUUACAGAUCACUCCCAAGAUCCUUUCCAAAAUAUGGACCAAGACAGGAACAGGAUGCCCCCACCCCGUGGUCACCAGUCAAACGGUUCAAGGUCCCGACCGCCACCACCACCGCCAUACGAACACCAUCAUUCGCGAUCUUCCGAUGAUAACUCACAAUUGAUCUCGAUCGAUACAUUCUCCUCAAACAGUGGACAACAGAGACAACAGCCCCGUCGCCCCCCACCAAGCGGUCGUCCUUCAAAUGGAGAUAGACUCAGGGAAUCCGACCGCGACCGCGAUGCCAGAAGGCGGCCCAGACGCAAUUCAGAUUCGUCUGUUAUGGAUGCUCAUGAUGCCGAGAAAGAGCGGGAAAGAAACGAACGGCGCCGUCGAGAGCAACGCCUGAAAGCUGAAAAUGGUUCAGGGUCUGGCUCCCGAUCUAAGGGUAAAGACGAGGGUGUACGAAGGGACAGAAAGAAGGGCUCGCCUCUAGAUGUUAUUGACAAACUUGAUGUAACUGGAAUCUAUGGCACUGGAUUGUUCCAUCACGAUGGUCCAUUUGAUGCAUGUAAUCCCCACCGUAAUAAGAAAACCCAUAAACUUGCACCUGUGCAUGCCUUCCCAGCCGAUUCAGCAAACAAUGCGCUUUCUGGGUUUGGUCCGGUUAGUCUUAAAGCCGACCACUCUCACCUCUUUGGGAAUCGAGACCCAGAAGCUUUCCACGACUUUACGAGUACAGGAAGACGCGACUCAGCCUCGGGAAAGCUCGAUGUUCGCCCAUCAGGUACUCGAACUGCAUCAUUUGAUCCCAAGGCUUCUGAAACUAUUCAUGGAGAUGAGACUGUUGGCCUAGGUACUUCAACAUUUUUAGAUGGGGCACCAGCAUCAAAGAUAGCAAUGGAACGGACCAUGUCUGAAACAAAUGAUGACCGGCCUCGGUCUUCAAAUGGUGGUAGUGGAGGGGGUCUCCAGCGGAAGAAGUCAUUGGCACAAAAGAUUCGAUCCAUCAGUCAAAACAGAACUAAUAUGAGUGACGGACCCGUCGGCUCUGGGCACCGCCGCCCUCCUCCCCCAGGAAGAUCGCCAACGGAAUCAAAGUACUCACCCACUACCCCUGUCAGUGCAACAGCAGGCAAAAAUGACCGCAAUCCUUUUUUCACGGAGUAUGAAACCGCAUACGACAAGAAGAGCGAGGCCAUCGCAGAGAGUAAAGGCGAGAGAGCGCCAAACUCACCAAAGAAACCAGCCAGGGUAGGCACUGGGGACAAAGGCAGCGAGAAUGGACUCUUAAAGCGAGUCAGGAGUUUGUCGAAGUCCAAGAGGCGCAACGAUUAG
Messenger RNA from Morchella sextelata, 1638 nucleotides. RefSeq lists its product as uncharacterized. Bases 1 to 1638 code for a protein of 545 amino acids. The record is from RefSeq and is a predicted model, not a curated record. Gene Ontology annotation, cellular component: cytoplasm. The transcript is spliced from 4 exons. NCBI's taxonomy places the organism in Eukaryota, Fungi, Ascomycota, Pezizomycetes, Pezizales, Morchellaceae.